AUGGCAGUCAACAUGAACGUCAAGGAGCUUCUGUUCAUAGAAGAUUCUGAUCUACUGAUACAGCAAGUCCAAGGUGAAUGGACUACCAAGAAUGUCAAGAUCCUUCCGCAUCUGUAUUGUGUAAAGGAGUUGUGCAAGAAGUUCACCAAGAUUGAGUUCAAACACAUUCCCAUGAUACAUAAUGAGUUUGCUGAUGCUUUCGCAACCUUGUCAUCUAUGAUCCAUCAUCCAGAUAAGAAAAUCGACCCUAUUGAUAUAGAGGUCCAGGAUCAUCAUGCGUACUGUUUCCAUGUAGAUGAAGAGCCAGACAAUAGGCCGUGGUACUACGACAAUAAAAGGUUCCUUGAAACAAGAGUGUACCCAGAGAAUGCCACCAAUGGUCAGAAGCGAGCACUCAGAAGGCUAGCAAAUCACUUUUUCCUUAAUAGGGAAUUCCUGUAUUCUGGAACCAGGCCUCUGACGCGAUCAGGGCAUAUUGUAAAUAACAAACCGUCUGCUCAAUCAAGCAGAGCACUUUGUAUAUAG
Molecule: messenger RNA, 525 nt
Organism: Nicotiana tabacum (common tobacco)
Lineage: Eukaryota; Viridiplantae; Streptophyta; Magnoliopsida; Solanales; Solanaceae
Molecular function (GO): nucleic acid binding; RNA-DNA hybrid ribonuclease activity
Source: RefSeq, a predicted model, not a curated record